UUCAAAUCAUCGUAAACGACAAAAAACACAAAAUAAAAAUAAAAAAAGUAAAAAUAAAAAAUAAAAAAAUCGGGAGAGAGAAAGUAUUCGCUGCAACGGGGAGUUGUUGUUUUGGUGUGUUCUAGAGAGAGAAAGUGUUGUUCGAACGAAGAGAGAGAGAGAGAGAAAAAAUCUCAAGCUAUGAAUUAAUCGAUUCUGAUGAUGAUGAUGAUGAUGAUGAUGAUGAUGAUGAUGAUGCUUAUUAAUGGUUGAAUGAAAAGGCAACAUUCUUUUGUUCUUUUUCUUUUCAUGAAAUAUUAAUCGGACGGUUCGGAAGCUGCGAUCUCGAAGAAUAUUAAUAAUAAUUCUCAAAAAGCGAUCCGUUGAUGCUGUUGUGGUGUUGUUGUUGAUGAUGAUGAUGAUUUUAAUCAUUUUAUUUUAGUUUCUACUUCAUUAAUUCGUUUUACCUGUUGAUUAUUAUUAAUUAAUUAAUUAAACAAAGCGAUUAACGAGAAGAUUAACAAGCAAUGACCGGUGGUGACGGAGGCGGUGGCGUUACGGCAGCUCCGCCGCUCGACUGGAAAUUCUCGCAGGUUUUCGGAGAACGAACCGCCGGUGAAGAAGUUCAGGAAGUUGAUAUUAUUUCGGCUAUUGAGUUUGAUAAAAGCGGUGACCAUCUUGCUACUGGUGAUCGUGGGGGGAGGGUGGUAUUAUUCGAGAGGACUGAUACAAAGGAGCAUGGUGGAAGUAGAAAGGAUUUAGAGAAAACCGAUUACCCAAGUAGUAGGCAUCCAGAAUUCCGUUACAAAACCGAGUUCCAGAGCCAUGAACCUGAGUUUGAUUACCUAAAGAGUUUGGAGAUCGAGGAGAAAAUUAACAAAAUUAAAUGGUGCCAAACAGCCAAUGGUGCCCUUUUUCUUCUGUCUACUAAUGACAAAACCAUCAAAUUCUGGAAGGUCCAAGAAAAAAAGAUUAAGAAAAUUGCUGACUUGAAUUUGGACCCUGUAAAAGCUGUUGGAAAUGGAAGUAUUGCAAGUUCUAGUGUUUCUUCAGUUAAUAAUUUGUUACAUACUGGAAAUGGGGAGUACACAGAUAAAUCUUACACUAGUUUGAACAAGGACUUUUCUUCUUCAGGGGCAAUUCAGUCAUUGCGCUUACCAGUGGUAGUAACUAGUAAUGAGACAAGCCUUGUUGCAAGAUGUAGAAGAGUGUAUGCUCAUGCUCAUGAUUAUCAUAUCAAUUCUAUAUCAAAUAACAGUGAUGGUGAAACAUUCAUAUCAGCCGAUGAUCUUCGGAUAAACCUAUGGAAUCUGGAAAUUAGCAAUCAAAGUUUCAACAUUGUAGAUGUCAAGCCUGCAAAUAUGGAGGACCUCACUGAGGUUAUUACAUCAGCAGAAUUUCAUCCUACUCACUGUAACACACUAGCAUAUAGUAGUUCAAAAGGAUCCAUUCGUCUUAUAGACUUACGUCAAUCUGCAUUAUGCGAUAGACAUUCUAAAUUGUUUGAAGAACAAGAGUCACCUGGUUCAAGAUCGUUUUUUACUGAGAUAAUAGCAUCUAUUUCAGAUAUUAAGUUUGCAAGGGAUGGAAGAUACUUACUAAGUCGCGAUUACAUGACCCUUAAGUUAUGGGACAUCAACAUGGACUCGGGUCCAGUCUCGACAUUUCAGGUUCAUGAACAUUUAAGACCCAGGCUAUGUGACUUAUAUGAAAAUGAUUCGAUCUUUGAUAAAUUUGAGUGCUGUUUAAGUGGUGAUGGUCAGAGGGUAGCGACUGGUUCUUACAGCAAUCUUUUUCGUGUAUUUGGAUCGAGUCCGGCCAGUACUGAAGCAACUACCCUGGAAGCUAGCAAAAACCCUAUGAGGAGACAAGUGCAGACUCCUUCAAGAUCUUUAAGCAGCAGCAUAACUCGUGUGGUCAGACGAGGGGGAGAGAGCCCAGGAAACGACAUAAAUGGGAACUCAUUUGAUUUCACUACAAAGUUACUCCAUCUAGCAUGGCAUCCUACUGAAAACUCAAUUGCUUGUGCUGCUGCAAACAGCUUGUACAUGUACUAUGCAUAAAUUACAACUCCACCCCUUGAGUUACAAAUAUCUGCCAAACAUGUCUAAAAGGUUGUAGAAGAUGUUAAAAUACACAUAAACAACAACAAGGUGUCAGAAAGGUUCUAGAAGAUGUCAGUUUCUGAUGGUGAUAAAAUUUCUUUAACCACAAAUGUUGGACCUUUUGUUUUGUUAUAUCCUCUUUCCUCCCCAGUUUGCUGCUUCAACCUACAUUGUUUCUUUUUCUUUUUUUUUUUUUUUUUUUUUUUGUGAUAAAAAGUUAGCUUUUAUAAUUGCAAAAGGGAUGUUGUUGGUUUGGUUGUUUUUGUGCUGUUGUUUUGGGUUGAAGAAAAACAGACUAGACUGGGAUUGUAGCUGAUAUGUAGUUUUAGACUUUUAGUUGGGAAAGAGUCAUGCGUCUUGCAUCGCAGGCUAUUAAAUUUUACAUAUUGUUAUUGGUA
Messenger RNA from Helianthus annuus (common sunflower), 2482 nucleotides. Its product is annotated as serine/threonine protein phosphatase 2A 55 kDa regulatory subunit B beta isoform. The transcript has 14 exons. Lineage: Eukaryota; Viridiplantae; Streptophyta; Magnoliopsida; Asterales; Asteraceae. The coding region runs from base 507 to 2042 and encodes 511 amino acids. Gene Ontology annotation, molecular function: protein binding; protein phosphatase regulator activity. Gene Ontology annotation, biological process: peptidyl-serine dephosphorylation. Gene Ontology annotation, cellular component: protein phosphatase type 2A complex; cytosol. The record is from RefSeq and is a predicted model, not a curated record.